AUGUCAACUUGGCAGUGCGGCAAAUGCGGGUUCAACAACCGUCCUGGCAACAAUGUUUGCGGCGGUACAGGGAGCUUGGGCUGCAAACAGCCUCGACCAGACCGCCAAGUUGACCUUGGAUCCCGCGCCCUUGCUGAAGCGGACAUGGUGCAAGACUUGGAACGAAGACUUCUUCUCGAGAGUUUAGGCUUGGAUGAAGGAUAUCGAGCGCCUCCACCUGAUCCAGCCAUAGCGGCUGUUUUCAAAGGCAACCAACAGAUUCCGGUGCCUGAAGCUUUUCCACCAGACAUCCUUCCUCCAAGCAUUUUUACCACAAAGGCUGCGACAUUUGCAGAACCACGGUCGCCCCCUCCAGCACCAACCGAAGCACAAUCCUCCCUUUCUCCAUCCUUUCUACCAGCCGAAGCGCCGGCAGUUUCGGCAGCUUCGGGAGCUUCGGGAGCCGGAGUGGAGUGGCUGUGCCGGUGUGGCUUUCGGAACCGCGCAUCCAACAGCACGUGUGGUGGAACUGGACAUUUGGGUUGCAGCUUGCCAAAGCACGUGGGCCAAAUCGAUGAGCGCGAAGGAUCGCAGCCUUUGCCAGUGCCAUCCACGGGCAUUUGGCAGUGCCUGCAUUGUGGCUUUCGGAAUCGCCCCACGAACUCUAUUUGCGGUGGAACCGGGGCGAUGGGCUGCUCUGCAUUGCGUCCAGACUUGGAACCCAGAGAGCCGGAGAACGCUCCCAGAACCGUACCGCCUGUCCGAACAGAUGCUGUGGCCACAGGCGCGUGGGUAUGUGGCAGUUGUGGGUUCAAGAAUCAUGCUGGCAAUGACAAGUGCGGUGGAAUUGGGCCCUUGGGGUGCAAAGAACCUCGCGUUGGCCCUGGUCAGGAGAAGGACUCAGAACCUGUGAAGGAGACUGAGCCAUGGCUUUGCUCCGCUUGUGACUCCAAGAAUGAGGGCAGCGAGAUGUUGUUCUGUAGCUCUUGCCAAGCACCUCGCCGCUUUACUGGCGUCUUGAAAUCCAUAGGUGGUGACUACGCCUUCGUUGCAUGCACAGAGACAGCUGCGGCCUAUGGUCGCGAUGUGUAUGUCAGCAAAGCGAUUUUGCAUCAUGCAUUUUGCCGAGGUGGUGCUGCGACGAGUGGCAUCUCGGUGAGUUUUAUGAUUGCCUUGAAUGAUGCUGGCCAGCCCAACGUCCGACAUUUGCUGCCUUUGAACAGGGGCACUGGCAUGGAGGACCACGACUUUGAGGGGACCGUGAAAUAUCUCUCUGAGGAAAAGGGCUUUGGCUUCGUCGAGUGCCAGGAGAUCAUGGAUAUGUACGGCGGAGAUGCGCACGCGGACUACAGUUUCUUGAAGUCCUGUUCCCUGGGCCAGCCAGUGACUUUUCUCAUCAGGCUAGGGCAAAUUGGCGGACGACCACAAGUCACAAAGCUCUCGAUUUCGGGGCCACCUCCGGCCAUGCUUCCAGCGACGUCAGAGUCAGUUGCUGCAGAAGUGGUAGCCGAUGCAUGGCAAGGGCGGGUGUUACUCCUGGGUGAAGGUGACUUCACCUUUGCCUCAGCUGCCGCAGUUCUCCAUCAAGACUCAGCCAUUGAUGCGACCACAGUGUUGGAGGAGGAGCAAUGGAAGGAAAGAUAUCCAAACCAUGUUGACAUGGUGGAUGGCUUGCGCAAGCUUGGCCAUGAUGCUCGUUUCGGUGUAGAUGCGCGUCAGGUGAACUGCGCAAACUACUCAAUGGUGAUUUUCAACUUCCCGGCUGUGGCUAUGCAAGACUGCACAGACCUGAAGCCAGAGAAAGCUGGAAGCAUCAGUGGUGAGUUGGCUUUGGAUUUCUUGAAGAAUGCUCAGGCCACCAGUGAUUUGGGCACCCUCUUGGUGCUGGGCUUGUGGGGGCGCUGUGAUGGUCAACCGGACAAGCGCCUCUAUGGCCAGGAUUCCCACGAGCUGGUUGCUUCUGCAAUCGCAGAGGGCACCCGAUGCUUGGAGGAUGCUUUGCCAGUUGGCUUCGUGCGGAGCGGUGUGCACGCAGACUACAACUUCUACAAGCCCUAUACCGAGGCCUUUGGCACUGGUCACAUUGCAUGGAUUUGGUUGAUGAGAAAGCGAUCAAUCCUAGCAGAGGGCCCGACGCAAUGA
Messenger RNA from Durusdinium trenchii, 2121 nucleotides. NCBI's taxonomy places the organism in Eukaryota, Dinophyceae, Suessiales, Symbiodiniaceae. The record is from the annotation of a GenBank genome assembly.